AGCAACAACCAGAAACACAUGCGAUCACCACGUAUCCCCGUAACCUCGUUCCGUCCCGUCCGCCCAACGGGGCUCUUUGUUCUCCGAGCACGGCCCCAUUCUACUAGUAUCCCAUACCGCGUGCGUCGAGUCUCGCCGUCAUGGAUGGCAAUGGGUGUUGGUGCUGGCGUGGGUGUUGGAAUGUGCCUGCUGGGGUGGCCGGGUGUAGUGCUUGCAGAGAAACUUGAGCUUGACGAUAACGUGGUGCUGGAGCCCGCAUCCAAGAAGCAUGUGCCAAAAACCCUUGUCCUAACGUAUGCCACACCCCCGAAACCCCACACACUCCAUCUCCUCGGGCUCGGCAUCCGACAGGUGACUUUUUUAAACAUCAAUGUAUAUACGAUCGGUUUUUACGUGGGCCGGGAAGCGCUGGACCGGGUUCGGAUGGGUGAGGUUUGGAAAGGAUUUGAAGGGAAGGCACUUGAGGGAUUUGUUGAGAAACUUGUUGAGGGGGAUGUGGCUGUGAGGAUUGAACCUGUUCGAGACACGGACGGCCCACAUCUUCGAAAUGGCCUCAUGCGCAUGCUCACAUCCCGUCUCACGACCUCCUCACUCAACGAACGCCAAAAACAAGAAAUCCUAGCCCACAUGGACAAUUUCCGCGCCGCAUUUCCUAGCGGACGCAUACGCAAAGGCGAGGAAUUUAUUUUCGUCAAGACAAAAGAAGGGCUACGUGUUUUCUUUGAGGGAACGGAAUUGGUUUUGAUUCCCUCCCCAUGGAUCGCCCAAAUGUUUAUGGAGGGAUAUUUGAGAGAAAAGAAGGCAAUUUCACCAAAGUUGCGACAGAGUAUUUCGCAAGGGUUGGAAGACCUUGUGACGGUGAAGGUUGCGAAUUGACGUUAUCCACAUGUAGGGAAAGCAUUUUGGAAGAGGAACGUUGUGAAUAUAUUAUACGCCUAAUAAUGGUUUGGAGGCGCAUCAAAACCGCUA
Messenger RNA from Spizellomyces punctatus DAOM BR117, 969 nucleotides. RefSeq lists its product as uncharacterized. The coding region runs from base 19 to 876 and encodes 285 amino acids. The transcript has 6 exons. The record is from RefSeq and is a predicted model, not a curated record. Gene Ontology annotation, molecular function: intramolecular lyase activity. NCBI's taxonomy places the organism in Eukaryota, Fungi, Chytridiomycota, Chytridiomycetes, Spizellomycetales, Spizellomycetaceae.